Molecule: messenger RNA, 1848 nt
Organism: Penicillium coprophilum
Lineage: Eukaryota; Fungi; Ascomycota; Eurotiomycetes; Eurotiales; Aspergillaceae
Product: Zn(II)2Cys6 transcription factor
Exons: 1
Coding region: 1-1848 (615 amino acids)
Biological process (GO): positive regulation of transcription by RNA polymerase II
Cellular component (GO): nucleus
Molecular function (GO): transcription cis-regulatory region binding; zinc ion binding; DNA-binding transcription factor activity, RNA polymerase II-specific
Source: RefSeq, a predicted model, not a curated record
AUGCCAGAUAUAUCGUCAGAUAAUACAAAAGUGACCCAACCACGCACGAAGACUUUCACUGGAUGUUGGACUUGUCGAGAUCGUCGAGUAAAGUGCGAUGAGGAACACCCUCACUGUCGGCGGUGCCGGCGGAAUGGCUGGGUAUGCAAGGGGUAUGAUUUGCGCCUAGGAUGGUCUCCAAUUCCCGGAGGGCGCUCUUAUCGACGCACAUUGCGAUCACCAGCACCAAACGUGGGCCAUGGGCUGUCAUCUGCCGCUGUGACGGCACUACUGGCUGAGUUAGAUGGAUGUUCGGGGGAAAGCUGUGCCAAACAACGAGGACCAUUCUCGGUGUUCUCCAUUUUUUCAAGUCCUAAGACUCAAGAUAUAGGCAGUGGUCUACUCAAACCGGAAGAUGCAUUUCCAAGGCAGCAUGCACAAGAUACACAUCCUACAUCGUCGGAAUUGAUUAAUUCACCAGUUGGCGACAGAUAUGGUCUGCUUUCGCCCAGACCAACAUGGGAUAGGUCGUCGCCUGCUGCCGCACCGUCCCCAUUUGAAAUCUACCAGGAAUCAUGCACAGCAUUAUCAGAGCCUAAUAUUCGGGUUGAUGAAAUCCCCAUCAACACAAUUGUCCAUGCCAUUCACCACGAAACUCCACAAAAUAGGAUCUCAGAACCAAGUGACUACGGCAGACCUGUAUCAAACAUUCACAGCGAUGGGACUAUCCUCUGGGAUUCCAUGAGUCCAUUGACUCUUCCAAGAGCAGAAAUAGAGUUAAUCCACUAUUGGGUUGUUUUCCUCAGUGGAAACAUGCUCCUAAUCGACACCCCGGACAAUCCCUGCCGGACAGUAUUCUUACCUCUAGCCCUGAAAGGCCUCGAAGCCCCGUCAACAGAGUCAAACAUUCAUCUCUCAAUUUUCCACGCCAUUUGUGCCUCUUCCGCCUUCAGUCUCUCCCACCUUCGCCACGAUUCGCGGUACCACUCCAUCGCCGUUCACCAUGACCAGCUGGCUCUGCAUCAUUUGCGAGGAAGCCUGCAGCGGGAUAGAUGCCUAGAUGAACCCACAUUAGCUGCAGUCCUCGCCUGCAUCACUGCUGAAGCUAUGUCGGGUCGCCGCAGCCGAUGGAGAGCACACGUGGCUGGAUGUCUUGGCCUCCUAGAGAACGAAGUCUAUGGUGACUGGAUUCAAAAUCCGACAGCUGCUAGAAUGAUCCAAAGUUACUUGGCUCUUUCGUCACUAUGCAGUCUUACUGUGCCAAAACGGCUCAUGACGCUCCUCAAUGGCCCCUCCAAUUCCCACCACUACCUAGAACAAUCUCAUGGAGUUACAACAUCACUGGUCCAAUUCCUCGCUCGAGUCACCGCACUUGUUGAGUCCAAGACACAGCUACCUAUUGAUGAACUAGACCGACUCGAACUCCAGCUUUACUUGAACUUUCCAUCCCCGUGCAACCCAGACGCCCCGGGUUCGAUCGUCGUCCAGCAUGCUCUCACCUCAUUUUACUAUGCGAUAAUCGUAUACUUCCGCCGUACCUUGCGUGGCGCAAGAUUGAGCGACGUACAGGACCUGGUCGAGAAAGCAAUCUGCGAGCUUGAGUCUGUCGAUGCACUCACGCGUGAAAAGGGUGGCCAUUCGUAUAACUGGGCAGGUUUCGUGAUUGCGGCUGACUGCGAGCGGCCUGAUCUGCGAGAUCGCAUGUUAACAUUCUUUGCCGGCAAAAGUCGACGCGGGAUCCAGAAUAUUAACGUAUUAUGCGAAGUCGUUCAAGCCCUGUGGAACCGGCGGGCGGAAGCUGGAUCGCACGUCGAUAUACAGUGGCAGGAUAUUGCAAGGGAAGCUGAUUUUGAUAUCAUGCUUGUUUGA